Messenger RNA from Phyllotreta striolata, 739 nucleotides. NCBI's taxonomy places the organism in Eukaryota, Metazoa, Arthropoda, Insecta, Coleoptera, Chrysomelidae. The record is from the annotation of a GenBank genome assembly.
AAAGUCACUAUUUUUUAUGUUUAUAAUCGAUUAACCAAAUUCCAUGUUUUCACCAACAGUUAUGGCAGAUGAAAACCUGAAAUAUAAACUAGGUAUCGGCGGUAAAAGUAGCUGUUUCUGCCUAAGCGAAAACAACGUGCUGUCUUCGGUGACGAGGGAGGCGACGCCGAAGCUCGAAACGAACCUCACCGCCGUAGAGAGAUGGUUCCGUUGCAUGGACACCAAGCAAGAGGGCAUGAUCACCUCCAAGGAGCUGCAGCUCGCCUUCGAAAUUUUCCAGGGCAAGCAUUUCUCCGAGGCGGUGUGCAAAUUCGUGGUGAGGAUAUUCGAUUUGGACAAAAGCGGCGGCGUGGACAUUAAGGAAUUCGAAACGCUGUACUAUUACAUCAAAAUCUGGUUGAAGGCCUUCAAUAACUUCGACAAGGACGGCAAGGGUUUCUUGACGGAGCCCGAGUUGGAUUACGCCUUGCGCCAGUUGGAUAUAAACUUUUCGCCGAAUUUCAUCAAGUUUUUGAUCACGAGGAACAAUCCGAGCGCGAAAGUCAUCUCCUUGGACCAGUACAUUAUAACUUGUAUUCAAAUUCAAAAGUUCACCGAAGAGUUCAAGAGCAGAGAUCCUGAUUUCACUGGAAUUAUUAAUAUUAACUACGAGGGUUUCUUGGAAAUGGUUUUGAGUUGUUUGUGAAUUAUUCCAGGUUUCAAAUACUUUUAUUUUAUGUUUGUUUUCAAUACAUUGAUG